Sorex araneus (European shrew) is the source of this 1676-nucleotide messenger RNA. RefSeq names its product haloacid dehalogenase like hydrolase domain containing 5 (gene HDHD5). Gene Ontology annotation, cellular component: mitochondrion. The record is from RefSeq and is a predicted model, not a curated record. The coding region runs from base 31 to 1248 and encodes 405 amino acids. Lineage: Eukaryota; Metazoa; Chordata; Mammalia; Eulipotyphla; Soricidae. The transcript is spliced from 8 exons. Gene Ontology annotation, biological process: glycerophospholipid biosynthetic process.
AGUGCGCACGUGCGCGCGGCGGGAGGGCGGAUGGCUGCGCUCGGCUGCUGCGGCGCGCUCCGCGCCCUGCCCUGCCGCUGGCGUCGGGCUGCGGCGCUCCGGGGCCUCUGCUCCAGGAGGGGCUACGCUGUGGGCCCCGGGCAGAAAACACCCACCUUUGGGUUCCUGUUUGACAUUGAUGGUGUGCUGGUUCGUGGUCACCAAGUGAUCCCCGCUGCUCAGGAAGCAUUCCGUAAGCUGGUGAACCCCGAGGGACAGUUGCAGGUACCUGUGGUUUUUGUCACAAAUGCUGGGAACAUCUUACAAGAUGGUAAAGCACAGGAGCUGUCAGCCUUGUUGGGGUUCAAGGUGGAUCCAGACCAAGUUAUUCUCUCUCACAGCCCCCUGAAGCUCUUCUCACAGUAUCAUGGGAAGCGGAUGGUAGUGUCUGGGCAGGGGCCCCUGGUGGAAAAUGCUCGAUUACUGGGCUUCCAGAACGUGGUGACCGUGGACGAGCUGCGAACGGCCUUCCCUGUGCUUGACAUGGUGGACCUGGAGCGGCGGCCGAAGACCACGCCCCUUCCGAGGACAGACUUCCCAGCCAUUGAAGGGGUGCUGCUCCUCGGGGAGCCAGUCCGCUGGGAGACAAACCUACAGCUGAUCAUGGAUGUCCUCCUCAGCAAUGGGAACCCGGGGACAGGCCUGGCGACGGCCCCCUACCCCCACCUCCCUGUCCUGGCCAGCAACAUGGAUCUCCUGUGGAUGGCUGAAGCCAAGAUGCCCAGGUUUGGCCAUGGCACCUUUCUGCUGUGCCUGGAAACCAUUUACCGGAAGGUGACAGGCAAAGAGCUUCGUUACGAGGCCCUGAUGGGCAAACCAAGCAUCAUCACAUACCAGUACGCGGAGGACAUGAUCAGGCAGCAGGUGGAGAGGCGGGGCUGGACUGCCCCCAUCCAGAAGCUCUAUGCAAUAGGUGACAACCCCAUGUCUGAUGUCUACGGUGCCAACCUAUUCCACCAGCACCUGCAGUCGGCAAAAAGUGAAGGGGCAGGAGAGCUCGGGCAGCAGCAGCCCUGUGCCACACGGAGCUGCACCCCCAUCCUGGUGUGCACAGGUGUGUACAGUCCCCAGGCCCCAGCAGCUGCGCCUCCCUUCCACGGACACCGAGACUUCGACUCAAGCCCGAGCCUCCUGGAGGCCUCCGACAUUGUCCGUGACGUGGAUGAGGCUGUGCAGCUGGUUUUCCGCAGGGAAGGCUGGACUGUGUAGCAGGGCGGGGCGAGGCUCUCCCGCAGCGGGGACACUGCCGGUCCCCUGGGAGAAGACGCUGAUUUCUCUCCCCUGCGGGGCAGUCGCACAGGACUAUGGCACUUUGUGGGCCACAUUUUGGGUAGAACUCAGGAUUUUCUGGGCUAGUUCCUGUCUGUCUCUCCUGGCAGUCAGGCCUCAGGCCAGACUCUGUACCUCUAUGCCUCAGUUUCCUCCUCGUGUCAGUAGGGACUUCUGAAGAAGGGUGGCAGUAAGAAAUGAUGUGUAAAUUCCUGCAGGGCCUUUGCCCACAUUGAAGGAGCUGCUGAUACCAGCACAGAAACACUCAGAUAUGACUUUUUAUGGCAUUUUAGAUUCUUGUCCAGGGACUUCUGGUCUUUUAAAAAAUAAUUAAAAUAAUCAUACUAAAUAUUCAUGAUGUUGUCUCU